CUUCAAUUUUAUUUAUAUUUUUAACACGGGAUUUCUUUGGUCUUGAGUGUGUCAAGAUGAGAGGUUUCACAAGGAAAUCAAUGUGCCGAAAGUUCAUUGGCGACGGUGUCUUCAAUGCCGAGUUAAAUGAAUUUUUGUCUCGUGUUCUAGCUGAGGAUGGUUAUUCCGGUGUUGAGUUGCGUAUCACUCCGGUGCGUACUGAGAUCAUCAUCAGGGCGACUCGUGCCCGUGAGGUCGUUGGAGAGAAGGCCCGUCGCAUUCGCGAACUUACUUCUUUAAUUCAGAAGAGGUUUGGUUUCUCUCCCGACACGGUUGAGCUCUACGCUGAGCGUGUUGAGCACAAGGGUCUAUGUGCUAUGGCUCAAGCUGAAUCGCUUAGAUACAAGCUUCUUAAGGGUUUGGCUGUUAGGCGUGCUGCCUACGGUGUUCUGAGGCACAUUAUGGAGUCAGGUGCUAAGGGUUGCGAGGUUAUCGUAUCCGGGAAGCUCCGUGCCCAACGUGCAAAGAGUAUGAAGUUCAAGGACGGAUAUCUCAUCUCUACUGGUCAGCCUGCUAAGACCUUCGUUACAAGUGCCACCCGAUCGGUGCAGCUCCGUCAGGGUGUUUUGGGUAUUAAGGUAAAGAUUAUGCAUCCACAUGACCCUGAAGGUCGUUUGGGUCCAUCUACCGUGAUGCCAGACACCAUCACCGUCAAGGAGCCUAGCCCUGAUAUGGAGUAUUCCAAAUAAAACUAACG
Babesia bovis T2Bo is the source of this 736-nucleotide messenger RNA. Its product is annotated as putative 40S ribosomal protein S3 protein. The record is from RefSeq and is a predicted model, not a curated record. NCBI's taxonomy places the organism in Eukaryota, Apicomplexa, Aconoidasida, Piroplasmida, Babesiidae. Gene Ontology annotation, biological process: translation. The transcript has 3 exons. Gene Ontology annotation, molecular function: RNA binding; structural constituent of ribosome. Gene Ontology annotation, cellular component: cytosolic small ribosomal subunit; nucleus. Bases 57 to 728 code for a protein of 223 amino acids.